Drosophila serrata is the source of this 2818-nucleotide messenger RNA. RefSeq names its product mismatch repair endonuclease PMS2 (gene Pms2). NCBI's taxonomy places the organism in Eukaryota, Metazoa, Arthropoda, Insecta, Diptera, Drosophilidae. Gene Ontology annotation, cellular component: MutLalpha complex. Gene Ontology annotation, molecular function: ATP-dependent DNA damage sensor activity; ATP hydrolysis activity; ATP binding. Gene Ontology annotation, biological process: mismatch repair. The record is from RefSeq and is a predicted model, not a curated record.
UCCAAACAUAAACAAACCGCUCAAACGACUUCAAGAUAAUUUUUGUUAUUCUUCCCUAAAAUAAUGGAACAAGACAACCAAAUAGAAGACAAAGGGGAUGAAUCCGACAUUCCCAAGCCCACUACAGUCGCCUCGGGUCAAAUCAAGGCCAUUGGCAAGGAUACAGUGCACAAAAUCUGCUCGGGACAAGUGGUGCUCAGCUUGGCGGUGGCUGUCAAGGAGCUGGUGGAGAACUCCAUAGAUGCAGGCGCCACUCUGGUGGAGAUUAAGCUGAAAGAUCAAGGACUGCAAGGCGUGGAAGUCAGCGACAAUGGCAGCGGCGUGGAGGAGGCCAAUCUGGAAGGCAUGACCGCCAAGUAUCACACCUCCAAGAUCCGUGAGUUUGUUGACCUGCUGGGCGUGGAAACCUUUGGUUUCCGAGGCGAAGCCCUAAGUUCUCUUUGCGCCUUGUCGGACAUGAUCAUCCAAACGCGUCACAAGUCCACUGAAGUGGGCAUUAAAGUAGAACUCGAUCACGAAGGCAAGUUCAAGAAGCGUUCGCCCUGCGCCCGCGGUGUGGGUACCACGGUGACUCUGUCCAAUCUCUUUGCCACUCUGCCUGUACGCCGCCGUGACUUCACGCGAAACAUCAAGAAGGAGUUCACCAAGAUGUGCCAAAUCCUGCAGGCCUACUGUCUAGUCACCAAGGGCGUCCGCAUCCUUUGCAGCAAUCAAACCCCUAAGGGCGCCAAAACUAUGGUCCUGCAGACGCAUGGCAGCCAGGAUGUGUUAGCCAAUAUAUCAGCGAUUUUUGGAGCACGCCAAGCGUCGGAGUUGGUGCCACUAAAGUCACCCUUCGAGCAGGGUAAACUGAGCGAGGCGGGGCUGCGGGCCGAUCUGGACGCCUCUGUCGAUGCUGCAGACACCACCACCUGCACGCAGGUUACCUCCGAGGAUGUGGAGCGUCUUAAUCAAGCCGACUUUCAGCUGGAGGGCUACAUUUCCAGCUGCCGCCACGGGGCGGGGCGUUCCAGCCGAGAUCGUCAGUUCUUCUUUGUUAACUCAAGACCUUGUGAUCCCAAGAAUAUCGCCAAGGUAAUGAACGAGAUGUACCAUCGCUAUAAUGUCCAGCAGCAGCCCUUUAUCUAUCUUAACAUUGUCACUGCCCGCUCCGAUGUGGAUGUGAAUCUCACGCCCGAUAAACGCCAAUUACUGAUUAACAACGAAAGGAUUCUGCUCUUAGCAUUGAAGAAAUCCCUGCUGGACACCUUUGGCCAGACACCGGCUACAUUUCAGAUGCAAAAUACAACCAUUGUAAGCAUGCUGCAACCCAAGGUGGAGAAAAUAGAAUCUCCUGGAGCACUUGCCGGGGAAGCGAAGGUAAAAACGGAGGAGGAAAGCAAAGUGGAGGAAGAUGAGGCUGAAAAGGUGCCCAUUAGUUCCUCGCAGAGGUUUAUGGACGUGCUCACCCAAUGGCGACGCACUGGCGAUACGAAGGGCAUAGCUCCACCGGCUCCUGCAAAGCGUCGCUGCAGCGAAACUGAACAGUUGGCCACAAGGUCCAUGAAAAUGCAAAAAAUUCAUAAUUUCCUUAGUCAAGAGGCGCCAAAGGAGUCAUCAGAGCAAUCCGGAGAGGAGGAGAGUGAUAUGGAAAAGGCGAAGGAGAACAAGGAGCAGGCCAAGCUUGAUGAUAGUUUCGUGAAUCUAAAGGAGCUGGCCAAGGAGUCGGAGGCCUACGAUCUUCUGACGCAGCCUGCUAAAGCAGCUCGAAUUGAUUGCAAGGUCCUGACGCCAGUAAAAAGCCGCCGUAGUAUUGCAGAAUUUAGGCCAGAGAUCAAGAUACUAAGUAAACCGGAGUCUAAACCGGAAGAGGCUCCCAUUUCCUCGCAGUUAUCCGGCGAAACAGAAGAACACAGUGAAGACGACGAUGACGAUGGCAUUGAACUUCCGACACGCAUAGAAUUCGAUAAGGAGGAGGAUGUGGAAGAGGGACCCGCCCCCAACUUUGCCAGUAGUGAGCUCCAUAUUACAUUGGAGGAGAUUGCUUCCUCUAUAAAAGCCCAAGAGCACCAGCAACGAGAACGGCGAGCACGUGCCAAAUUGCAGCGCCUGCGUUUCAAAAGCGAGAUUAAUCCGAAUCAGAACAAUAACGCGGAGGCGGAACUGCAGCGGGAAAUAGGAAAGGAAGACUUUGUCCGCAUGGAAAUCAUCGGACAGUUCAAUCUGGGCUUCAUCAUUGUCAAGCUGGAGGAUGAUCUCUUCAUUGUGGACCAGCAUGCCACCGAUGAGAAGUACAACUUUGAGACCCUGCAGCGCAGCACUCAGCUGGAGUAUCAGCGCUUGGCGGUGCCCCAAUCGCUGGAUCUGACGGCGGUCAAUGAAAUGGUGCUCAUUGAUCACCUACCGGUAUUUGAGAAAAAUGGCUUUAAGUUUGAGAUCAAUCAAGAUGCUCCUCCCACUAAGAAAGUGCGUUUGCUGGGUAAACCGCAUAGUCGGCGCUGGGAAUUCGGCAAAGAGGACAUCGAUGAGCUCAUCUUCAUGCUGCAGGAUGCACCCGAGGGCACAAUAUGUCGGCCAUCGCGGGUGCGUGCCAUGUUCGCGUCGCGGGCAUGCCGGAAAUCUGUGAUGAUUGGCACUGCUCUCAAUCGAACGACAACAAUGAGGCGGCUUAUAACACAAAUGGGGGAAAUCGAUCAGCCAUGGAACUGCCCACAUGGCCGACCUACUAUGCGUCAUUUAAUUAAUAUCAGCAUGUUAAUGGACAACGAAGAAGAUGAGGAGGAUGACCCUGCCAGUAAAGUAGCUUAAAGUUUUUAAAUUAAAGUCCUGCCUUUGAUUA